This is a messenger RNA of Babesia bigemina, 507 nucleotides long. Its product is annotated as Coenzyme Q-binding protein COQ10. The coding region runs from base 1 to 507 and encodes 168 amino acids. The transcript has 3 exons. Lineage: Eukaryota; Apicomplexa; Aconoidasida; Piroplasmida; Babesiidae. Gene Ontology annotation, biological process: cellular respiration; ubiquinone biosynthetic process. The record is from RefSeq and is a predicted model, not a curated record. Gene Ontology annotation, molecular function: ubiquinone binding.
AUGUUAAAGUGUUUGAAUUUAAUAUCACCAACCUGCCCAUUUAAUUAUCGCAAGACGCACUUGAUAAAGGUGCCAAAAGAGUUGAUAUACGCAACAGUUUUGGAUAUUCCGAGUUACUCAAGAUUUUUGCCUUGGUGCGAGAAGAGCCAUUGGAUUGACGACGUUGUUACAGCGGGACCUUCGAUUUCUCAGGGUCAACGCAGAGCGCGGCUUACUGUGAACUUCAAGCUCUUGAAGGAGUCAUACGUCUCUGAAGUGACCUUCGAGCCUUGCAGCUUAGUAAGGGCAGUGGCAGCAGAUAGCAGCCUGUUUGAGACGUUGGAUACCGUAUGGGAGUUUGAAGAGCAGAGUAAUGCCACCCUCAUAAAAUUCUAUAUCAUUUUCAAGUUCCACUUUGGAGGAUAUCAGAGCAUAUCUGCUUCCCUGGGUCGUAUGCUAACGGAUACUAUGUUGGAACGCUUCGUAAAAGAGUGCCAUAGACGUCACAGCAGCCUGAUAUUAAACUAG